AUGUCUUUUGUCCAUUCCUCGGACUUUACAAUUGAAGGGGGCACGUUCAAUCACAUUCAAGGAAAUCAAGUGAAUAUCACUCGUAUUCUUUCCGGUAAAAAGAAGAAGCUUCCCCAGACACCAUAUGAUGAAUACCUAUCAGUCCCAACAGGCGAUUUACGUCUUCUGCGUGAGAUCCAUAGAGACAGCUCUCCAAGGCCAAGGGAAAGGAACAGAGAUGCGAAGGAAGAGGAGAGGAUAAUAUAUGCUGUGAAACUGCAUCGUGAACGAGCCGGUUCCGUGUUCACAGCUGUUCAAUACACCGGAUCGAAAGCGACACAGGCUUGGAAGAAGAUUUUAGCCGCUUUUCAAGAACACGGUCUCAAUCGAUCGAAGGUCCCUUGGUUAAUAUUCCAUGGCGAGCUCGUGCCCGUCGCUCAUGUUUGGGAUAGAACUCAAACUUUAGGCAAAGCUUACAUUUACACGGUAGCGAGAACAUUGAAAUGUACCGAUCCAUUCUCUCUUUGGCUCGAUCCUGAGCGAGGAACUGUUAUUCGUGGACUCAAGGGGCCCAAAUGGCCGUCACGACUGCACGUUGGCUUCGCCGUUGAUGUGCCAUUGAGCGUUGACUUUCUCCAAGGUCAAAUCUUCCGGCGCUACCUCUCUCAAUUGCCAUUGAAUAGGCAACUGGAGAACAACGUUGUUCAUACGCUUGGCGUUGGUGAAUUCACCGGGUAUGAGCAUGAGGAAAAUAUCCGCUCUAGACCAACCAUCCUCUCGGAUUUGACGAGCUCCAUAAUCGCAGUAGGACCUAUCUUUUGGCAAGGAGAGAGCAAUCAAGGGUGCCUCGGAGAUGCACAACUAAUCUCAGAUGGAACAACAAGAUUCUGCCUUCAAGAUUGCUUGCACUCGGGUCCAUGGGCAUGUCCCAAUGUGUAUAUCUGCCCCAACUGGUGGGACUACCAAGAAGCCUGGCUCUCCCAAGCUUCGAGCCUUUUCCACAAAUGCGGGAUCUCAUUAGAUCAAGAUCUUUCCAAAUUGUAUCUUGAGAGUCCGUGGACUGAGUUGCUGAUACCAAUCGAACGCUCUCAUGUUAAAUGUGAACGACGUCGAAAUGUCCCACAGAUUUACCUUUUCGUUCUUCCCACCCCUCCCAUAGUGGGAUAUUCACGCAUCUGUCGCCAUUUCUGGUCUUUUGAUCGGAAGGGACGAACCCGCAUGUCUAAACGCAAAUGCCGAAGCCUUGGACUACCCACUGUACUGCGCUUCAGAGCGUGGAUCAAACAAGUUGUAUCCUGGCCUACUGAAACGUACAAGAACAUCCACCAGUGGCAACUCGAUAGAGGAUUUGACCCGACCACUACAGAUCUCGCGCAAUACAUAGGAUACCCCGCCUGGAAGGUCAUCCAGCCAAAAUCAAGCCGGCUUGAACAAUUUCAAGAUGACAAAACCGCCUUUGACUUGGAUGCAGAGGAUCUAUCGUUAGACACAUUCUUCUACGAUACACAGGUUCAGGAACGAGAAACCUCAACGACCGUGCAAAACUCAGAUAAGGAACAUUACACAUUUUGGUCCGCACUUACUGCUCCUUUCUCGUGGGCCGCAGUGGAAGGAUUGGAAAUCCCCGCGAUAAUGUUGUAG
Molecule: messenger RNA, 1620 nt
Organism: Marasmius oreades (fairy-ring Marasmius)
Lineage: Eukaryota; Fungi; Basidiomycota; Agaricomycetes; Agaricales; Marasmiaceae
Exons: 11
Coding region: 1-1620 (539 amino acids)
Source: RefSeq, a predicted model, not a curated record